AUGGGUUUUUAUUACAACGAAGGUUUUUACUACAACGAAGCCGAGGGUUUCUACUACGAUACGAAAUUUCUCUACGACCAGCGAGAUGGUUUCUAUUACGACCAGCAGCAGGGAUUUUACUACGACCAGAAGCGAUCCCAGUUCCUCGCCGACAAGGUAGACAAAUUCAACAAGGACAACAAGGACUACUGGACCACUGGCGACGGACAAGCCCGCAUGCUCGAGGUCUUCGACAAGCUCAAAAUCGAAGUCGACGAAUUCAUCAACAAGGAGAACCCAAAGCCCGGUAAAACCGCUGGAGCCGCGAUCCAAAACGUCGUUACUACCCAGCUCGUCAAAGAGGUCGUCCGAGGAUUCUGCCUCAACACCGAUCCAGCUAAAUUCCUCGAAACUGCGGGAGAGGAGGCAAAGGACAAGCUUUCCCUUCUCCUCGGCAAAGAAUGCCAGCGAGUUCUUUCCGACCCCGUCGACCACCGAGAAAAAUGGCGAGUCGAGGGAUCCAAGGCCAAGGAAGCAAUGGACAACGUUUCCAAGGAGCUGAUCCCCUUCAUCGUCACCUGGCUCCAGAAGGCCGAAUUCAAGACCGCCAACGCUGGACAGGAAGAAACCCUCCAGGCUCUCGUCGCUCGACGAUGCGUCAAGGAAGCCGCUUACGCUUUUGCCAAGCAGACCAAGCCCGAUAUCGCUGAUGAGCCAAAACAAGCUCUUGCUCAAUCGAAGAACAUGGCUUCUGCUAUUGCCAAGAAAGCUAUUGCUGCUCUUGAGUAA
Molecule: messenger RNA, 768 nt
Organism: Oikopleura dioica
Lineage: Eukaryota; Metazoa; Chordata; Appendicularia; Copelata; Oikopleuridae
Source: the annotation of a GenBank genome assembly